Molecule: messenger RNA, 498 nt
Organism: Aedes albopictus (Asian tiger mosquito)
Lineage: Eukaryota; Metazoa; Arthropoda; Insecta; Diptera; Culicidae
Product: S-phase kinase-associated protein 1-like
Exons: 1
Coding region: 1-498 (165 amino acids)
Biological process (GO): SCF-dependent proteasomal ubiquitin-dependent protein catabolic process
Cellular component (GO): cytoplasm; nucleus
Molecular function (GO): cullin family protein binding
Source: RefSeq, a predicted model, not a curated record
AUGCCCUCAAGGACGAUAGCUAAAAUCAAGCUGCAGUCGGAUGAUAGACAAAUAUUUGACGUCUCCCAGCAAACCUACAAGUUCUUUAACACCAUUAUGUCGAUGGUUGAGGGUCCUUUUAGGACCACAAAGAUUGAACUAGUCAUUCCGGUACCGGACGUGAACGCCAGCUGCCUAGAAAAAGUGUUGGAAUGGGCAGAAUACCAUAUGGACGAUGAUCCGCUAGAAGAGAACGACGGCUGCAUACCGGAUAUUGGUGAAUGGGAUCGAAAGCUACUUCAAGUCGAGAGGAAUGUUCUCAUGGAGCUAAUUCUAGCAUCUGACUAUCUUGGCAACCAGAGAUUGUUAGAUAUUACAAGCAGAGCAGUCAUCGAUUUAAUAAAAAACGAACCAGCGCGGAACGUUGAAGAUAGUUCGACGCUGGAUGGUGAGCAACAACAAAAAGAUUAUGUCGUAGAGUAUGAGACUGAUUCAGAAUCUAAUGAUGAUGAUAAAUAA